Paramecium octaurelia is the source of this 362-nucleotide messenger RNA. NCBI's taxonomy places the organism in Eukaryota, Ciliophora, Oligohymenophorea, Peniculida, Parameciidae. The record is from the annotation of a GenBank genome assembly.
ACAAAAUGUAGGUAUUAGAAUAAUUGGGAAGUAAUGUUUAUAGAAUUUAAUCUAAAAUUUAAAAGUAAUUUAAUGGGUGUUCCAUCAAAAUGGAAUAUCAUAGAAAAGAACUUGUAAUUACGAAAAUUGUUAACUAGUUAAUACAAUCACCGAUGCCAUUUUCUAGAAGGACAAUAAAAUUUCUAUUUUAAGUUGAUAAUGUUAAAAGAGUAUAAAAAAGAGUGAAACUAAUACAAUUUAUUAAUCAUUCUAAAGGGUGGAAAUUGAGAAGUUAAAUUACUACUGUGUGAAUAAUAUAUUCAGAGAAUAUAAAUCUAAGAUUUGCAAAAGAAUUCGAAUAUUACAUUUUAGUGAUGGAACGC